This is a messenger RNA of Macrosteles quadrilineatus (aster leafhopper), 8968 nucleotides long. RefSeq lists its product as uncharacterized. The coding region runs from base 480 to 2696 and encodes 738 amino acids. Lineage: Eukaryota; Metazoa; Arthropoda; Insecta; Hemiptera; Cicadellidae. The transcript has 9 exons. The record is from RefSeq and is a predicted model, not a curated record.
AGAAUCUAUCCUCCAUCUCAGGGGUGUGUGUUUGUUUCAGAAAUCGUUGCCUGGAUUUUUCAUAUUUCUAUCGCUACUAAAGUCUCACAACAUGGCUGAGUAUCGAUAGAAGGCAUCCAGUCAACAGCCUUCAUGCAGCGAAACCAAACAUGGAACUUAUCAUUUCAUUAAAAAUUUUAAAGUAAAUUAUUUAACUUACCCAACAAACUUUGCAUAACAUUAAUUUCACUAGGCCUAUUCAUUUAAUUUAAUUUUUAUCUAACACCAACAGAUUAUUGAUACCAGUUUUUCCUACCUUUGUACCUACACUAUAUUUUUAAAUUGAUAGUUCCAUGUGUGGUGUUGAUUGCGGCCGUAGGACAUGAAGGAAAAGCAUAAGAUCAUCAGUUGGACUGUUAACACUCACAAAUUUAGCCUGCUUCAUCCAUUCUCCUUCAUGGUCACUGCCCCCCAACAUCUGUGCUGAGGCACAGAGUAGUAUGAAGUAUCCACGACAGAUUUCAAUGCCUUCCGGAAUUCAGCUUUGGCUGGAAGAGCAGUUAGAAGCCCGUGGUGUUGAUGCAAGAGUUUACUCCAACUACAUUCUAAGUGUUCUUUCCAACGAUUCCUCUGAACUCUCUGUCAAGCCAAAGGACCGUCAAGUGAGAAUUUUAAUUGACGAAUUGAGGAUUAAAUUAAAAGGAUUGCAAGAAAAAGGGCAGUUUCCUAAAUCUGAUAAAGUACCUAAAUCAAUUUGGGGUGAAAAUUCUCAAUCUCUUCAAGAAGAAGGUUUCAGCUACUACUCUGCACUCCCCUCUUCAAAUUCAAAAGCUAAGUCAGGUCAAAUCAACUCUUCUGUGGGAUCAUCACCUAGCAUCUGGAGUGGGAAAAGAACUUUUGGGAGUUCAGUUGGGAAAAACCGCACAGUUUCUGAAGGCAACAACCGUGAUAGCAAGAUCAGCUGUUAUUGGCUCGAAGAAGAUAAGGAAAACAACGGCAACAACAGAGAUGUUAAAGAGAAGUUAAGAUCACGGUCCACUGUUAAACAGCAAACCCCUGAGAAAACUAAUAGAAACAUGGCUAAAUCAUUGGACCGUAAAGAAGAUGUCAGUCGGAGAUCAGACACCAACAAAAGCCGAAGACUUUAUCAACAACCUAAUGAAUCAGCAAAUGAAUUCAAUAACAUCUUUUGGAAAAAUGAAAAACCAUUUGAUGAUUUAACCGGAUGUGAUAAGGACUUGCCUAUGGACUUUCAACAACUGCUGGAGUCACCAGAAUCUACCAAAGUAAGCUUUGACUACUCCCGUUUGGCCAGUAUAAAACAGCCCCCAUCAUUCAUUCAAUGUGGUACUAAUAUUACAAGUUCUAUUUGGUCUGAAAAUGCUGAGGAUAAAAUGGAAUGUUCCAUGACCAGUGAAGCAAAUAAUAAUGUCAGCAUUGGUCUAGAAAAGUCUGCUUGGGGAGCCAUGGGAGAAGCUUCUGUAAAAAUUCCUACAACUGAGCUAGAACCGUGUAGUAUGUUCAACAUCAGCCAUUGGAGUACUGGCAAUUCUAAUGUCUUCACAAAUGACUCUUGGAAAACUGUCGGCAAUAGUAAGGGGACCCUUGGAGAGAUUGGAAAAUGGUCUGAUGUUGAAGGAACGAGCCUGUUGAUAAAUGACGCUGAUAAUUUCUUUUCUUCAAUUGGUUCUAAUUUGCAUAGUAGUUUGACCACUUUGAAUCACAAUAAGGAAGAUAGUAGUUUCACUGAAGUUAUCCCUAAAAUGCAGUCUGGAUUUUUUGGUACAAAAGAUAUUGUUAAUAUCGAACCGGCUGUGAAUUACAAUGACAUAACCUCGUCCAUCAAAAAAGAUGAGGAAGAUCUACUGACCUCAAUGAAAACACAUUUUCGUCCUAUCAAACACGAGGUUGUUGAAGUCGCUUCUUCAACUGUUGAUCCUUCAUUCCCUGAUGGCACCACUUUUCCUAUAUCCAACCGUUUGGAUGAGCCCAACUUUCAUAAGAGUCCAGGUGGAGGUUUGUAUUUGGAUUCUGAUGUUAACAAAAAGUAUAUGGCAUAUAAUGAUGCUGAAGACGACACUCCUAGUGAGUUUGUUCCCAAAUUCCUUGUAAAAAGUUUGAAGAAUGAAAAGUUUUGUCAGACAGACGAGUUUGUACCCUCAGCUCAAAACUGUACAGAGCUCGAAAGUGAAGAGAUGUACUUCCCAGAGGAUGAAAAGCUUGUUCGUAGUAUGGUUGAAGGGGAUGAAAUAGAAGAGGAAGAUGAAAAUGUGUUUUUGAGUGGAGAAACGUGCAUCAAGGUGGAUGGCUGGAUGGCUACUUGGCCUACAAGUGGAAUUUGGAGCAAUGAGCCAAAUGUUCAGCAGAUUUGGUGUGGAGCUAAUGUCUGGAGCAACAACGAGGUGUCUACCAGUGUAGAGGGGGGAGGUGGUGGAGGGGGCGGGGGUGAGGAGCAAUACACUCAGCUGUGUAAUGAGUGGACUCAGGAGGCGGAGGAACUUCUGUCAGACAUCAGUCAACAACUAUACAUGGCCAACUACGUAGACACUCAGCCACCAAAGCCUGUUGAAGGAGACAGUAAGCCAAGCGAACCCUCAGUAGUUGUAAGAGGUGUAUCUCGAGAACGGAAACGACGACACUGGUCGAGUCAGCUUGGAACCAACUGUCCUCCACUCCAUUCACAAGGGCCGUCCCGCUCCCGGCCACUUACUCUCUAAUGCAGUCUUAAAUAUUCAACACACCUUCGCUUCUCAGUCAGUUUUCUGCUAAUUUAUCAUUUUUGCUCCUUCAUAAAUAUUUCGUUGUUUACUUGGGUCAAGUACAAAUCACUUCAUGACACAGUUUAAAAGUAGACCGAUUUGGCCAACUCAGUUAUUUUUGUUACUGCAUUUACGAUAUUGUUGAAGCAAGUUAAUUGUCAAAUGGCGUAUUGUAUUGUUUUUUGGAAUUGAGUUCAGAUGUUAAAUAUUGAUGAACAUGUAGCUAGUUAUAGUAGAGUUAUAGUAAUAUUUAGCUGAUUUAACAGAUUUAUUUAAUCUUCUAGUGUUUUUUUUCCUUCUCGAAUAACCCAAGUAAUUGUUGUACCUCUCAAACUGGGAAUCUGUUAAAUCAGUUAAUGUUAAGUUAAUUUUUAGGUUAAUUAUGUCAAACAGCAGUUAAAUAUGUUUCAAAACUGUAAUUCGUGUUUGAUAAAAAAAGUGGCCUGUAUACAUGUUUAAUUCAUCUGUUAUUUCUAAAAGUGUACUUUUUGUCUCCUACUUGAAGGCAAUGGCAUUUUUCAUUAAAUUAUUUUGAAGCUAAAUGGAAAAAUCGAGUUGAUAGAAAACAAUAUUGUUAUUGGCAAUAAUGUUCUAAAUAAAUGGAAGGAAUUUGUAUACUAAUACACAAAAUUAUUUUCAAAAGAAACAAUUUUUUUGUGUUUAUUUUUAUUGUAGUAGAAUAUUAUAAAAUUUGAUAAAAAAGUUUAUUAAUCUUAUUUUUGUAGCUGCUCUGAACUAUUUCUCGCUAACUUUUUCUUGUAACUUAAUCUUACAUAGGGACAAAAAUAUUGUAGAUUAAGCAAAUUAAUUAUGAUAUAGAGGGAAAGAUGUCGAAGGAGAAAACAUUGUGAGUACUUAGUGUGAUUCACAAAACAUUCGGACGGUAUAAUAUAAGGUUGUAAAUAAAUAAAAGUGAGAAAAGGAUGAUCGGUGAUAGCAAGCCCUACAGGUUGUUAAUUACCUGGACCAAAAAUUAAAUCGGUGUGGAGUAGAAUAAUAAUAAAUAUAAUUUAUUUUACUAAUCAAUCAAUGUUGGUGAUGUUUAUUUGUUUGAGCUAGUAUUUGCUCCUCAGAAGAUAUAAUAUCAUAUUAUUUUGUCUGGUAAAAAUAUAAUAAGUAAAAAAUCUCCUUGAGGAGAUAAAAAAAGUGGUUUAGUUAGUUUAUGUUGAAUGUGUCACAGUAGCUUAGCACCCUGUUUGUGGAUCAGUUGAGCACCUCCCAAGCAAUAACUGUAAAUCAAAUGUACCGUUCUUUGGAGAUAUUCAUGUUACAUUUGCUCAAAAAAUUAUAUCACUAAAACUAACUAAAACUACAAUUUUCUGUUCUACUGCCAACUGUUAUGUUCAAUAUUCUCUUAUUGUUGUGUGGGCGAGGGUGUGUCUAAAAUAGUUGUUAGUAUUUGUAAAAAAAGUAGAAUAGAAAUAUCACACAUGUAAACCUGUGUCGAUUCAAACCUACAACAUUACAACAAAUUGGCUGAUAAAUUGGAAGUUUUUAAAGAUUUAACACGUUAAAUUUAAUUCUGUUUACAAAGUAGCAUUAUCAGUGUGUGUAUGUUACGGAGUGUUCUACGUGUACUUGUACAAAAAAUAUAAAAUGCCCGUACGAACUUACUGUUACUUUAACAAAGUUAUGAUUGUUUUAUUACUUACUAAUUUGGCAAACCAGUUUUCUCAUAGUUAGUCCAGGUUAUCAACAAUUUAAAAUAAGGUAUAAAAGUUGAUUGCAUACCACAAUGGGCCAAUUGUCAUAAGUUUAAGGCUAUUUCACACUGCCAUAGCAUUGCUUGAUCAACGUUGAUGCUUGAUCAACGAGGGUGAUACAGGGUUUUUAUUUUGUAAUUUAAUGGUACAUUUCAUGCUGGUUAAGAGCGGAAGAGAGUUGUGGUGUAUCUUGGCAAACACAUGCCUCUCAUCACUUGGUUAACAAUGUCUAGAUUAAUAACAUAACACCCCUGCCAUACCAAACCUGCAGACUGAGCAAAUUUGCUUUGCCUGUUUGAAUUUUCAUCAAAAUAUUUUCUUAAACAUGUCAGAUUUAUUCCUUACUAGCAGAAUGUCCUUGGCACAGUGUUGGCAUAGUAUAACAUAUAUACCAUAGCCGUAAUGUUCUACCACUACACCUAAACAAUAAAAAAGUGAAUUAUCAAAUGUUUGCACAAUAUCCUACACAAAUAAACAAUCCUACUUUUAACAGUUCUCAUUGUGCAUCCCAGCUUUUUGUUGCGGCUUGGUUCAAAUUGGCUAUGUUGUCAUAAAUGAAAAAAAAAUUAAAAGUGCUGCACCCUGUUGGUGAACCUUAUGACUUUAAAUAAUAUUGAAUAUCAUACAACAACUUGUGUAAUUGAAACAGCUGACAAAAUUCACUUUUAAAUAGGAAUACCCAUAAGGUAAGCAUGGCUCCAGAGCCAUUGGGGCGGGGCCCCAAAGGAUUUUUGAGAUAAGAAUAUGUCUAUAUGUUAAUUGGGAAUGUGAGCUAUCAUCAUAACAAAAGUUAGCCCAAUCCGACCUGUAGUUAAAGCUGGAUUGAACAUCAAACAAACAAACAAAGACACAAACUUUCACAUUUAUAAUACAGUAUUAGUAAGAUUAAAAUGCAUUAGGAUUAACCCCAAGACUGCCCCAGGAUGGUUUGGAUGAAUGACCAUGUCAUUUAUUAAAUUUUGCAAGGGUUUUUUUUUCAAUUUACUGUGUCUAAAUUACUUAUGAUAACAUAGUCGUAUAUUUACUCAUUUUGUAGAAAAAAAGGAGAUUUUGAAAAUAAAUAAAAAAUCCCUAGGGGUAAUUUUUUUGCUACAGUUGAAAAACUAAUACAGUUAAAAUAACUAAUCCAUCUUCCACAUAAAUUUCAAAUGUUGAGUCCUGGCAUUUUCCCACAAAAUUUUCUCCUAUAAAUAAUUACUACCCUGUUAAUUAUUAUUUUAUUAUUAGGGGUGUUUUUAGUGGUAUGUUAAAAGCUUAGUUUGAAAUAAAUAAAUUGGCCAAAUCUUGUCAAAAUAUAUCCUAAACUGGUUCACUUAUAAAUUCUCCAUAAGAAUAAUGUAGGAAUUCUAUGUCCAGUUUUUUUUUUUUUUUUUAUUUUCUCCGUAAACAUUAAACGGAGUGUAACUUUUUCAAUAUACUAAAUCACACUCCCAGAAAUGGUAUAAAAAGAAAUCAGAAAAUUUUAUGUUUUGAGGGUUAAUGUGGGAAACUCUCCCCGGGAGCCUUGUUCCCAUAGUUUUAUCAUGCUGGUUUGCAAAUUUGUUGGAUAAAAGAUAGGUUAAAAUGUUUGUACUAAAUUUCAUCAAAACAUUAGAUUUUAACUUGACUUAUGGUGAAGAGAAAGUGUUUUUGUUCUCUAGGGAAAUCAAAACUAAAUAGUAAAUCCAUUUGGAGUUUAGUUCUUACCACGAGACUAAAGAUAAAAGCUUUUCCCCCACAUGCAAAAUUUGCUGAAAAUUUAAAUAUAUAUCUUUCUCAACUUACGUCUUAUCAUAGUAUUAGCCAAGCUUAUCUCUAUUGUUGUAUGUCAGUAGCACAUGAUGUGUGUUUACUAAAUUAGUGUCAACAUUUGGUAUCAUAACAUCAUGUAUAUUCAUAGGUAAAUGGUUAAUCAGCUAGCAACAAAUUUUAACUCAUUACAGCAAGCCAAUCAUAACUUGUAUUCGCCAAAAUACAUGUUUGUAGAUUUGUUUUUGGUGUGAUCAAGGGUUUGUGUUUUUUCUUUCAAAGACGUCACUGCAGCAAUGUUACGCAAGUGUGAAACAGCCUUCAUUGAGUUGAAAUGUGUGUAUAAUCCAAGCAGUAAAGUGGUGGCAAAACUUAGUGUAUAAGAUUGUUUAACUUGAUUAUAGGUUUGUUGCAGUUAUCAAAUUUGUUGAAUUUUUAGUUCAAAUUGUUAGUUUGUUACCUUUUUAUUUAUUUAAACCAGAUUGUUUUAAUUUGUUAAUCCGAUUAUAAAACCUAAACAUUAAAUUACUAUUUAAUUUUGUUUCUGUAAUAUUUUAGUUAGUCGUUUUGAACAGAUAUCACAAACUUAAUUGAUUUUUUUGUCUUUUAAAAUUUUUGAAUUUUUUUAUAUCAUUGGUGUACUUAUAUUCUACUUGGUUAAGCAAAUUGAAUUAUUGUUAAAUAUCUUUAAAGGAUUAAACUUAAUUUUGGGUCAUACAUUUUUUGUAUUGUAAUUUGAUUUAGUUAGUGACAUCAACAUGAUAUUGUUGUCAUUGACUACAUGUCUCAGAGCACUGCACACUGCAGUGCUGAAUUGUAUGGGACAACAACAUGGCUGACGUAACAUCUGUCGCCUCUCAACUGCUAACCUGCACUAUUUCUAUUGUGAAUUGAUUUAUUUGAUAGCUUAUGUUCUUAGCCUUGGGAACUAGUGCAGGUUAGACAUAAUUAGUGUAGUAGUUUAUAAUUUAAAGUUUGUGGUCUUGGGGCAGUACAUUGUGCUAGUGAGAAGACUUGGGUGUGCUGUGAGGUAUGGUUUCUGUUUCUAGUCAAUAUGUAGGUUUAUUGGCAGUCCAGUGAGUGUGCAACACACUCAAGUCAUCACUCAAGUGUACUGACAUAAAGCAUCCAAAUUGUUUUCCAUUUCUACAACUAACUGUUUUAGUUGUAGAUGGUUAGUUAAAACUGUUAAUGUAAUUUAUCUCAAAAGAUUAAUAAUUUACAUCUCUCAAACAUUAAUAUUGAAGUUUUUAGAUUUUUUAAAUUUCUGCUUUCAAUUAACAGUUUAAAAAGUUGCCUUGGUUUUACUAUUUUAUAGUGCCUUGGUAAUAAUUAUAAAUAACUAGUACAUUUGUAAUUAUUAUAUUUAUACUUUCUCGCACCAUAUUGCUGAUUAUCGAUUUAAAACUUGAGCUGGAGAUGAUUUUGGUAUAGGAGUGUUUUUUUACUUUCUCCCCCUAUACCAAAGUACAGUAGGCCUAUAUGGAGAAAGAAUUGCUUUCGUCAAAAUUUUCAGGGUUUUUUUUAGUGGAUAUAUCCGUUUUGGGUCCCCUGAACCCAAAAAAGUGGCUUUUAAUGUGAUGCCUAUGUGUGGGUGUGUGUGGAUGUGUACAGAGCUACAGGCCAUACCUGUAGUCCGAUUUUGAUGACAUUUGAUAUUUAGGUACUAAUCCAUGGUAUCUCCAGGUGUUUUUUUUUUCAUUUUUUUUAUGGUAAUAAUAAAAACCCAUAAAAAUUUAAAAAUCGAAAGAUGGUGCUAACGAUUUUGUUUAAAAUUAAAUAUUUUAUAGCCCUUAAAAUUCUCUGAACAAAAUUGUAUAACUCCCAUUGCUCCAAAUAUUACUGUUCAAAAGUUAUUGUAACUUAUACUAUUUUCCCGUUAAAAAUCCCCUUAAAAUAACAGAAAAUCUGAUUCUUGAAAGAAAGCCGGGUUUUAUCACAAUAAGUAGUAUUUGAUGGUCCUUAUUACCAUCACACACCAUUAUCUAAACACAAUAGUGCAACCCCCAAUGCUGUACAAAUUUAAAAGUAAAUUGAAAAGGUUCAAGAUUAACUCAUUGUGAUUUUCCCUAUAAAAUAAAAAAGUGACUCCAACCGCAUACCCACGAUAAAGGUUGUUGACAAGCUAAUGGAAGAAAGUAUGUGUCAGAUUGCUGAUACUGUUUAUUUCUCAACAAAUUGCUUGCAUUUUAAAUGAUAAAUAUUUUCAUCAGCAAUACAUAGGAAAUUUUUUUAUUAUCUGUUACCUGCUAUGUUGAUAUUGGAGUAUCAUGUAGACAACAACUUGUGACUCUUGAUAUCUCCAGCUUAGGAUCCAAAUAGUAAGCUCCACAACCACAAGGCUACCCAUCUGUUACUGAGUUUUAUUUUGUGUGAUAUUCAAGAAUAAUUGGUAUGUUAUUGAUUAUAUGGCAUAUUACUUAGCAGAUGUUUCACAAAUUAUGGUGUUUUGAAAUAAUGCACCAUUAUGUGCUAAUUGUAACCUAACCAUCACAGUGUCUGUCAUUGGUAUAAGGAUUGUUAUAGUAAACAUUUACAAUUAGGCAUUAAAAAGUGCUGUAACAUAACCUAAUAAUAAAACUAUUGUCUGCUGUAAUUUUCUGUUAGUUCAUAUGAAGGUGUGUUAAUUUAUAAGCGAGAAAGUAUAAUUGUAAUUAUUUAAUUUAACUUGAACCAAAAGUUUCAGUUUGUUUUGUAGGUAGUAUUAAUUGGUAUACAGUUUAAAAAAUGUAUUUCUAUUCUUUUUUUUGAAAGUAUAAAACCUUUUUGGUUUAAUAAAUUUACCAAUGUUCAGUUAUA